AUGGAACCAAAUACAAAACAAAAUAUUUUAGCUGGAUUUAUAAAAGCAGGAAUAAGCCCCCUGAAUAAAGACAAAGUACUCAAUAGAUUGCCUGGAAAUAACUUAAGACACGAAUUUUGUUUGGAAGAAAAAGAAGCAAUUGAUGAAUCAGUGUUGUCAUUGUUAAAGGAAAUGCGAUAUGGGCCAGAAAAUACUAGAACUAUUCGUAAACCAAAGAAAAUAAAUGUUAUACCUGGAAAAAGUGUAGAAGACAGUGAUUAUGUAGAAAGCGAUAUUUCAAGUUCAAAUGCACUCUCGGAUGUUGAUUCACAAGUUGCGAAAUCUGAAGUAUUACAAGAGAAACAAAUUUUAGAAGAACAACAACAACAAAAUUUUAAUAUUGACCUUAUUGACAUUGACAAUACACCUGUUUUAUUACUUGACGACAAUUUUACUGUAACAGAAAAUAAUUGUAUUGUAACAGAAGAACAUUCUGCUUUACUAGAAGACAAUUUAACCGUAACAGAAGAUAAUUUUAUUGCAACAGAAGACCAACGCCAAAAAGACACACAACCAAAAAUACGCAUUUUAUCUGAUGUUAUAUACAAAGGAAAUAUGAAAAAACCUAUUGAACUUAAACCUAGUGCUAAUCGUCUCAAAAAAUCUAAUUAUUAUGAGAAUAACUUGGAACCUUCUUUAAAACCUAAGCCUAGUAUAUGUGGCCUCAGAAGACCUAGGUACUAUAAGGAUGACAUGGAAAUUCUUCGAGAUUUGAUGGACUCAGAUGAUGAGUAA
Parnassius apollo (apollo) is the source of this 774-nucleotide messenger RNA. Lineage: Eukaryota; Metazoa; Arthropoda; Insecta; Lepidoptera; Papilionidae. The record is from the annotation of a GenBank genome assembly.